This is a messenger RNA of Ichthyophthirius multifiliis, 939 nucleotides long. RefSeq lists its product as hypothetical. Gene Ontology annotation, molecular function: phosphatidate cytidylyltransferase activity. Lineage: Eukaryota; Ciliophora; Oligohymenophorea; Hymenostomatida. The transcript has 2 exons. Gene Ontology annotation, cellular component: endoplasmic reticulum membrane. The record is from RefSeq and is a predicted model, not a curated record.
AUGUAAUAAAUUUUCAUAAAUUUAUUUCAUUUUUGCUAUGGAUAUCAGGAUUUUUAUUAUUUGUUGUAACAUUAAAAAAAGGAUGUUAUAGAUAUUAAUUUAGGUAAAAAUAAAUAAUAAAUUUAAGAAAUAAAAAUAUAUAGAUUAUUUGCAUUAAUACACUUAGCUUUAUUAUUAGUUAUUGCAUAAACAUCAGUAAUAGUAAUGAAUAUAUUAGAUGGAAUAGUAUGGUUUAUACUUCCUAUAUUAUUAAUAACAACGAAUAAUAUUUUCACAUUUUUAUUUAGUAAGCUAUUUGGAAAAACAACUUUUAUAAGAACAUGUCCAGGAAAAACUUUAGAAGGAUUUAUUUUAGGAUUUUUAUGCACAUUAAUAGGAUCAUUUAUAAUUUCCUAUGGACUUUAAUAGCAUUAAUAACUUCUUUGUUCAAAUAUAAAUAAUUUAAAUAUACAACCAUUCUUAUUUAAUAAAUGCGAAAUAAAUUUAAUUUUUUAAAUAUAACCCUAUAAAACUCAUUAUUUAAUAUAAUAUUUUUUUAAUAUAAAUGAAAUAUAUAUUUCUAAAUUCCAAAUACAUUCUGUUGUAUUGAGCGCUUUUGGAUCACUUAUUGCACCUUUUGGAGGUUUUUUUACAUUAGGAUUUACAAAGGCUCUAAAAAUUAAAGAAUAUGGGGAAACAUAAAAUAUCUAUAAUGGAAUAAGUAAUAAUAUUGAUUGCUUUUUAUUGAUGGUAAUUUUUAUUAUUAUAUAUUAUAUAUUUUUUAUAAAUAAGGGAACUUUUACAUAUAUUUAUUUACAUUAAGUGGUAUUUUCAUAAAAAUUCUUUGAUACAAUAUAAUUGUUUAAAAUAAUUAACUAAUUAACUGUAGAAGAUUAAUUAAAAAUUUAUAAUGAACUAAAAAUUUUGCUUUAACAAAAAAAUAUAUUACAAUAAUAAUGA